This is a messenger RNA of Vespula vulgaris, 4120 nucleotides long. RefSeq names its product serine/threonine-protein kinase PRP4 homolog (gene Prp4k). NCBI's taxonomy places the organism in Eukaryota, Metazoa, Arthropoda, Insecta, Hymenoptera, Vespidae. Gene Ontology annotation, molecular function: protein serine/threonine kinase activity; ATP binding. The record is from RefSeq and is a predicted model, not a curated record. The transcript is spliced from 12 exons. Gene Ontology annotation, biological process: peptidyl-threonine phosphorylation; peptidyl-serine phosphorylation; mRNA cis splicing, via spliceosome. Bases 1 to 3081 code for a protein of 1026 amino acids.
AUGAACUCAUCAGAUAUAGAAGCUUUAGAUUCCAAAAGAGAAAUCAUUAUAGACUCAGAAUCAGAUAUGCUUGGCAAUCAAAGAAAAAAGAACAAAAGAAGACAUAAGCACCAUAAACAUAAAAAGGAUAGAGUGAUAAAGAAAAAAGAUGGAAUAGAUAGACAAGAAAGAAAAAAACAUAAGAAACAUAAAAGACCACGUAAAGAGAAAGAAAUUGAAAAUGGUUCAUUGGAAGAAAACGCACCAUCUCGUAUUAAUCAGAAAGAAAUUGGUUUGAAUGGCAAGGUCAAAAAUUCUUUAUUAGAAAUUGUUUCUACAGAAGAAAGCGAAGAUGAAAAAUUAGUAGAUCUUGAUUCUGAUGAAGUAGAUUGUAGUAUUAUUGAAGAUGAUAUUGAUUUAGAAGAAUUAAUGAAACAGAAGGAACGAUUACAAGCAUGUUUAGUUCAAUAUUUGUCAGAUGAGUCAGAAAAGGAAGAUAAGGAACCAGAAGAGGAGGGAGAAGAAGAAGAAGGAGAAGAGGAUGAAGAAGAAGAAGGAGAGGAGGAUGAAGAAACAAAAACAGAAACUCCAGAUGUAAUACUCGUAGAAGAUGAUAGUGAAGAUGACAAUAUACUCCAUAAAAAACGACCUAGAAGUGAGUCAGGAAGUAGGGAACGUAAAAAAAUAGCAAGACCUGAAAGACGCGUCGUAGUUGAUAUGAGUAGAGAUCGAAGAAGCCGAGAGGACCACAAAGACAAAAGAAGAGAUUCUGAUAGAAGAAGAGAGGAUAAAAAUCGGCCAAGAGAAGAUAUAAAAAGGGAUGAUAUAAGAAGGGAUGAAAAACGAAAAAUUAAUGAAAGAUAUAAGGAAGAUUCGAGAAAAGAAGAUUCUAGAAAAAGGAUAGAAGAAGAGAGACGUAAAGAUACUAAUAGUAGAAGAGAUGAAUUACGCAAAAGAGAGCACGAUCGAAGGGAGGAAGAACGAGGAGACAGAAAACGAGACUUGAAUCGACAUUUAUCUAGAUCUCAUAACGAUUCUAAGUGUCAAGAUACUAAAAUGGAUAUUAAACAUAUUUCAUCGAGGCGUGAUAGUCGUGAUAGAGGAGACAAUCGGGACCGUCAAAGUAGUCGAGAUCGACAAUCAAGUCGUGAUCGACAUACUAGUCGCGAUCGUUAUAAUCGAGAUAGACCACUAAGUAAAGAUCGUCAUUCCAGUCGUGAUAAAAGAGAUAGUAGAGAACGACAUACUAGUCGAGAUCGUCAUGCCAACAGGGAUACACAAGUUAGUCGUGAUCGUAUGGACACUCGGGAUCGGCGCGAUAAUCGGAAUCAUGAGAAGAUUAGAGAACGAUCUAGAAGUACAAGAAGAUCUCGUAGUCCCCUUAGAAAUAGAAUGGAUAGAGAUCGCAACGAUCGUUAUAAAAGAUCUCGCUCUUUGUCUCGAAGUCGAAGGGAUAGGGAAAAACACGUACGAGAUCAUGAAAGGGAUAGAGAGAAGAAUGGUAAAAAGGAAAGAAGUGAUAAGUACAAAGACUCUUUAUCGGAAGGCCUAAAAGUAGAACGUUUUGACAGUUCUAGCGAAGAAGAGAUCAAGGAUAUUGAUAUCGAAGAAGAGGAAGAUGAGGAAGCUAUUAUCGAACGUAGAAGAAAACGGAGAGAAGAGUUAGUCAAGCGAUUAAGUGGACCAAACGAAGAUUCGAAUAUGUCUGCUGAUGUAACAGCUGUCACUGGAACUCCUCCGUCUGAAAGUCAUUCAAAUACAUCUCAAAAAUCACCAGAGAUACCUUCAAACAAUAAUGAAUCUACUUCUGAGAGUCACACUCCACCACUGCCUGAGAAACCAAAGUCACCACAGCCGGUUAAGAAAAGAAAAUCUAGAUUUGAGGAUGCAUUACCUGAAGAAUCUGAGAAGGUUGAAAAUACACAAAAUACAGAGAAAAUUAAGCAAGAUGAAAAACAAAGUACAAAAAAAACAAAUGAAUGGGAUAUGUUUGCCGAAGCGGACAAUAUUGGUGAUUUUAAUAGUCCUACUGUUGAAGGAAAACGUUUAGGUGGUCCCGACAAUCCUAGUUUAACAGAUAAUUGGGAUGAUGCAGAAGGAUAUUAUCGCGUUCGAGUCGGUGAGACAUUAGAUUCGCGAUAUGUUGUUUAUGGUUACACAGGACAAGGAGUUUUCAGUAAUGUUGUAAGGGCUAGAGACAGUGCUCGAGGCAAUUUAGAUGUUGCAGUGAAAAUAAUUCGGAAUAAUGAAAUUAUGCAUCGUACUGGUCUCAAAGAACUAGAAAUACUUCGGAAACUUAAUGAUGCAGAUCCAGAAGACCGAUUUCAUUGUUUGAGAUUAUUUAGGCACUUCUUUCAUAAAAAUCAUUUAUGUAUGGUAUUUGAACCAUUAGCUAUGAAUUUAAGAGAGGUGUUGAAAAAAUAUGGUAAAGAUGUUGGUCUACAUGUCAAAGCUGUAAGGUCAUAUACACAACAGCUUUUCCUUGCAUUAAAAUUAUUAAAACGAGCAAAUAUUUUACACGCUGACAUUAAACCAGAUAACAUUCUAGUCAGUGAAAGUAAACUGGUAUUAAAACUUUGUGAUUUUGGUUCUGCAUCUCAUGCUCAUGAAAAUGAGAUAACACCAUAUCUUGUAUCAAGAUUUUACCGUGCUCCUGAAAUUAUUCUUGGUAUACCAUAUGAUUUUGGCAUUGACAUGUGGUCUGUUGGAUGCACAAUAUAUGAAUUAUACACUGGAAAAAUAAUGUUUUCGGGCAAAACGAACAAUCAGAUGUUAAAGUUCUUCAUGGACCUAAAGGGCAAGAUGCCUAAUAAACUGAUAAGGAAAGGAACCUUCAAGGAUCAACAUUUUGACUCUAAUUGCAAUUUUCUUUAUCAUGAAGUUGAUAAAGUUACUGAGCGGGAAAAAAUCGUCGUAAUGUCUACUCUUCCGGCUACUCGUGAUCUUAAUGCAGAACUUGGUGGGAAUUCAUUACCGCCCGAACAAAGUCGGAAGGUUGGUCAGCUGAAAGAUCUGCUAGAACGCACAUUGAUGUUGGAUGCAGGAAAAAGAAUCACUGUGAACCAUGCUCUGGCGCACCCUUUUAUACAAGAAAAAAUUUAGGUAACCCUGCCUAGGGUCCUUCUACAACAGAAAAAUUAUUAACGUAAAUUUGUGAAUUUGAAAUAGACACCGCUAACGAUAAUCCGCAUUCACCGAAUACUAUCAAAUAUCAAAUACGGAUAUUGCUAGCCAAAAUGGUGUCUUACAUGAACUGUCUGUAUUGGUUUUAGCAGAAAGAGGCGGCGCAUAGUUUCAAGUGUAACUCAAUCAAGACAACGAAGAGCAUAAAGCAGUAAAUAUUUAUAAUGCAUGUAUCAUCAUAUUGCAACGUUGUACUCUAUCAAUCUGAAAUAACGUAUUAAUUAGGUUUGUUAAGGACUAUUACAGGUCAAUAGAGUGCAAUAUUUUUUAUAAGACAUAAUCAAUUUUCGUAAGGAAGUAAAUUGCUUCCUACUAUCUGUUAUAUAAACAAUUUUAGCGGGAACAUAGAAUUUUACUAUUUAAACACAUUCACAGAAUUUCAUAACGUAUUACUUAAAUACGUAAUUAGGUUAUAUGCGUUUUUAUUUUUGUCUUCAAGUAAUCAAAUUAUUGUGAAUUAAAAAGUAAUGAGCUCACGUUAAAAAGAAAAAAAAGAUAUAUUCUUACCAAUCUUAUAAAUACUUGGUACCUAAAAGUAACGUUGUUCUUAGGUGAAUGAGUCAGACUGGAAAAAGUGACCGCCUCUUUCAGCAUGAACUGGCCAUCGAUACUUAGCAUUAUGGUGGUAUGUGGUAAUUUUCUUUUUUUUCACUUUUCCGAUUUAAAGCGCGACUUCCUUACGGAUAGUAUCUCUUAUAAAUUAUUAUACAGUACAUUAACACUAAAUAUUUAGUACUAAAUAUUUGUUAUUUCAUAACAAGAGAUUGUAAGACUCAAAAAUUUCAUCACACAGUUCAGGAACGGUCUUUUUUGUUCUCUUACGUCAGCGAUGCACAAAAAUGGCAUUCGCUAUUAGAAACUUAGCGACAAAGAAACUUGGUGUAUAAUCUGAAGAAAAAAGAAAUUGUAUAAUAAGUAGGUCAACUAUUGAAAUAAAAAUACAAAUGCUUAACAGAAA